CUGCGCGUCUUAGUUGUCCAAACAAGGAUUGGACACCCUACAACACAAAAUUUCACAAAGAUCAUGCGUGCGCUUACAUUCAAACGUUUGAGUGAAUAGAGAGCUUUAUAUUGCGGUUAGAUAUUUCCGAAUACCAUUACUAAUCACUAUUUCUAUUUUCAAGCACCAGCCACCAGAUAAUAAUUUUAGGGCGCCUGGACGCCCUCAAAAGCCGCCUCUGUGUCACAAUGACCCUUUAUAAAAACAACCCUUCAAAAACUCAAUAAAUUCCCUAUCUUUAAUAUUGGGAGAAACAUUUGAAAAUCACCCUUGGCCUUGUGGCUCCAAAUUUAAAUCUAGACUAUAUAUAUUAACCAAGUUCUUUCUCGCACCUCUUGCAGUAUAUUCAAAUAUCUAAUUUUAUUAUUGUACUAUAUUGAAUGGUAACUUAAAUGGUUUUAAAGGCAAAUUGUAACUUUCUGGGUUGAUGAGAUUUUCAACGGGGUUAAAGACUUCAAGAUUGUUUUAGCAUACAAAAUAUAAGUUUCGAAAUUCAAUGACUUCAAUCAGUCUAGUAUAUUUGCAUAAUCUAACUAUGUUUUACAUUUCAAUUUUCAGGCAAGGUUGAAUGCUAAAAUGCUCUCUCCUGACUACAUACGGUUUGAAGAAAGUGUCGCAAGCUCACAGGCCUCCAAACCUCUGAACUCUCUUACUACAAGCAUGAAAUUCAUGGAGGAUAAAAGGAAAAAGUACUCAAUUCAUCUUAUUUGCCUCAUUGUCAUUUUACAGAAUGUGUCAGAUUUUAGCGUUUCAGCAAAUAUGGUAUGGAUGGCAUCAAUUGUUGGUAACAACAGCUGGACAUGGUUGCCAUGCAAGCAGGGUUCAAACAAUAUUGACAAUCCUGCCAUAUCCAGGCCCAGUACAGCAGAAGGGGCUACAGCUACGUUUAGUUACUACCUUCUAAUUGCCAUCUUCUCAAUUAUUGGUGGGUACCUGGGUGACACAAAGCUGGGUAGAUACAAAACUCUGAAACUGUCCCUGGUGAUUGUCAUCUUAGGCACAGCACUCUAUGCUAGUCUAGCAAUUGUACUGCAGGCAAACGACCGGAGUCAAGGUUUCCCGAUUGAGAGUUACAUGGGUGUCACUGCUUACAACACUCUAGUGUACAGUCUGCUGUUUUUCAGUAUAGUGAUCUGUGCUGCCGGAUCAGGGAUACAUUGUGCCAAUAUAAUACCAUUUGGUGUGGAGCAGUUUGUUGAUGUGCAGACUGAGGAGGAGGACGGGGAACAACAUGGCCAGUACACUAAGAUAAGCCAGGCGAUACACCUAUUGUAUUUUGUCAGAAACUUUGGCUGCUUCUUUACUUUUGUUGCUAUCUCCAGCCUUCAGGAACACAAAUGGUCCGUUGGAUUCUGUAUGCCUUUCAUCUGCUCAGUCAUUUCCGCAGCACCAUUGUUCUUGGGAAAGAAGUAUUUUGUUGUCAAUGUACCAAGAACUAAUGCCUCCUCCUUGUUUGUAAACGUAAUAAAGGAAGGCUACAAACUCUCCAGAGUCACUGGGAUUGCAGUGGACUCUAAUCUUCAUUAUUUGGACUAUGCUAGACGAGAUUAUGGUGGUAAUUAUGACAGGGAGGAUGUAAAUGCUGUGAAACGCUUGUUAAAGCUCAUCCCUAAACUGUCAAUCUACAUGGUGUAUUUUCUUCUCUAUUCCCAAAUGCACACAACGUUUUAUAUUCAAGGCCUAUUCAUGAAAACCCCGCCAUAUUUUCCUUAUGCUGGCGCAGAAGGAAUCAAUAACAUUACAAUAAUGUUGCUGAUACCAUUGGUAAUAUUCAAGGUGUACCCCUACUGGAGGAGGCACUACGGACCUUUAUCGCCCAUUCUAAAGUCCCAAGUGGGAUUUGCUCUAAUUGCCCUGUCCAUGGUGGUUGCUGGAUUGCUGGAAUACUUCAGAAUCCUACACUCUGACCCGACCUACAACGAGGCAGCUAAAGUCCGCCUACAUUUCUACUCUUUGUUGGAAAUAACUGUUAACCAGUCUCUCGACUUUUACCUGAGGUUUCCUCAGUAUUUCCUCAUUGCGAUUAGUGAGGUGUUUGUGGUUAUUGUUGCGCUGAAGCUAGCUUACAUUGAGGCACCCAGACAGUUUAAGAGUGUAUCUAUGGGAAUAUUAUACAUGUUCAACGCGCUGGGGACCCUGCUAGCAGCGGCAGUGCUGCUGCUCACCCAGUUGAUAACGUAUUACGCUUUUGAUGGUCACGGCUGGAUUUGUCAGGAUCUGAAUGCUGGUCAUAUGUAUUAUUAUUUCUACACUGUUUGUGUUUUGAUGGUUGUUAACAUGAUUGUUCUUUGUUUUAAGUCAGAUUCUUAUGAACUUGAUAUAUCGAUUUAAUUUCGUAUGCAUGUACUAUGUAGGCAUUUAAUUAUUUACCAAUUAAAGUGGAAUAAUGGACUACAGACCAGCUUUUAAUUCUGGACUACAUUAAAACGGGGCCAGAUUAUUCCCUGACUUUUAUGCUGAGACAAAGUAUGGUAAUUCGAUUUGGAGUCUUAGUUUAAUUUCCGACAAAUCAUUCUUGGCAAAAAUUCAAUUUUAUUGGAAGAAAGUUAAACUGGUCUAGAGGUCGAAUUUUGAUCAAAAGCUAUCAAUGUUUAUAGUUUUGCUCUUAAGUUUUUUCAAUGAGAAAUUGUUGUAGUUAUUAAUUAUUUAUAAAGUACCUAGUUAGUUAUUAAUUAUUAAUUACCUUAUCGGACGUUAUUUGACCGGACAUUGCGUGAACGGAUAUAAUUUUGAACAGACAUUAAAAUGAACGCUAGCCGCUAGGGCCUCUAGCGUCCAAUUAACAUCCCUUCAAAUAAAAUCCGAUAAGUUAUUAAUAGAAUAUAGUGUAGCAGUUAUUACUUAUUGUUGAUUGGUGUACAGUAUCGAGUUUAUCUCAAAUUACACAUCUAUCACAAUAAUUGAUGUAACUACCAAUUUGUACUUUUGGCACACUUUUCGAAUGAAUGACGUGAUUAAUCAAGAUUCCUCUAUUAAGUAAUAUGACACGUUGAUAAUGCUUUAAUUAGUGACGUGUAUUUACUCCGGACCAAACUUUUAAUUGUGCUGAACGUGACUUGAACAGAAGAUAUUUAUAUAAAAUUUGAUAUUUUCUAAAACUUUGUACUAUUAUGACUGUGUUGUUUUUGUUUUUAGAUUUUGGAUUUAUUUUCUCACAAUGGGGGUUUUUAACUUUUGGUAAUUUACAAUAAAAUAUGUGGAAAGUAAACAUUACAAUCUUAUUUUGACUGUGUUUUAUGUA
Bolinopsis microptera is the source of this 3280-nucleotide messenger RNA. RefSeq names its product solute carrier family 15 member 4-like. Gene Ontology annotation, cellular component: membrane. The coding region runs from base 616 to 2370 and encodes 584 amino acids. Gene Ontology annotation, molecular function: transmembrane transporter activity. The record is from RefSeq and is a predicted model, not a curated record. Gene Ontology annotation, biological process: transmembrane transport. NCBI's taxonomy places the organism in Eukaryota, Metazoa, Ctenophora, Tentaculata, Lobata, Bolinopsidae. The transcript has a single exon.